Nematolebias whitei (Rio pearlfish) is the source of this 1056-nucleotide messenger RNA. RefSeq names its product pleckstrin (gene plek). The transcript has 9 exons. Gene Ontology annotation, cellular component: plasma membrane. The record is from RefSeq and is a predicted model, not a curated record. Gene Ontology annotation, biological process: actin cytoskeleton organization; intracellular signal transduction. Bases 1 to 1056 code for a protein of 351 amino acids. NCBI's taxonomy places the organism in Eukaryota, Metazoa, Chordata, Actinopteri, Cyprinodontiformes, Rivulidae.
AUGGAGCCGCAAGAGAUCAGAGAGGGAUACUUGGUGAAAAAGGGUACAGUAUUAAACUCCUGGAAGGCAGUGUGGGUGGUGUUGUCAGACGAUGGUUUGGAGUUCUAUAAAAAGAAAACGGACCGUUCUCCGAAAGGAAUGAUCCCUCUGAAGGGAGCCGCACUCACCAGCCCCUGUCAAGAUUUCAGCAAGAGAAUGCUGGUCUUCAAGAUUACCACAGAGAAAAAACAAGACCAUUUCUUUCAAGCAUCACACAUAGAGGAAAGAGAGCUCUGGGUGAAGGACAUCAAGAGAGCCAUCAACUGUAUGAAGGAUGGGAAGAAGUUUGCCAGGAGGUCCACAAGGCGCUCCAUCCGCCUUCCUGAAAAAGUCAACCUUGCUGAGCUGUAUGCGCUGUUGAAAGACCAGGAUGAUGGAGUGAAGGAACUGAAACUGGAGCAAGAUAAUCGAGUUUUUAACCACUGCUUCACAGGUGCGACAGUGGUAGAAUGGCUGGUUGUGAAGGGAAAAGCGAGAAACAGCCCAGAGGCGCUCAUGUUAGCAACUGGGCUUCUGAACGAGGGCUUUCUCCAGGCUGCAGGUGACCUCUCCAAAGAGGGAGCAGAGUGUGCUGUGCAAGCAACCUUCUUAAAUGAUACAAAGGCUCUGUACUACUUUGCAGAUAGUGGGUUCUUCUGUGAAGGCUGCUCCAGUGAUGAAGAUGUUCUGUUGAAGGAGGAAUUCAGAGGAAACAUCAUAAAACAGGGUUGUUUACUUAAGCAGGGACAUAGAAGGAAAAACUGGAAGGUGCGGAAGUUUAUUCUGCGAGACGACCCUGCUUAUAUUCAUUAUUAUGAUCCUUCAAAGGGUGAUGACCCCCUGGGAUCCAUUCAUCUCCGUGGGGCUGUGGUUACAGCUGUGGAGUCUGCGCCUGAUGCCAAAAAGUACGACAUUGAUGGCAACCUCUUUGAGAUCAUCACUGCAGAUGAGACUCACUACUUCCUCCAAGCUGCAACCGCUGAAGAAAGAAAGGAGUGGAUCAAAGCAAUACAGGCUGUGUCAAAAUGUGGAAAAUAA